AUGGCUCCUCUUCCUGGUUAUACAUCAUCAUUCACCACCAUGUGCUCCGUGCCCAUUCCUCAGAAAAUCAUCAAUUGGGAUAUCCUGAAUGAAAUAGUCUCUAUGGAUGAGGAUGACCCGGGUUUCUCUCAGAGACUAUGUUUGCAAUAUAUAGAUCAAGCGGAGACUACCUUCGAGCAGAUUCAAAGUGAGCUUGAUUCUGAGAAUUCUAGUCUGGCCAAUUUGUCAAGCCUGAGCCACUUUUUGAAGGGAUCUUCUGCUUCUUUGGGCCUGCAGAGAAUAGCAUGGGCAUGUGAACGUAUACAGAACUACGGGAAAAAAGGUGAAGGAGCUUCCUCAAUUGCUCCAGAUUCUUACUAUAUAGAUUUGAUUUCUGAGGCACUAAACUUGGCCAGAGAGGAAUUCAACGCUGCUAGAAAGGAAUUGAGUAAGUAUUAUAAAACAGAAUUAUGA
Molecule: messenger RNA, 453 nt
Organism: Eremothecium cymbalariae DBVPG#7215
Lineage: Eukaryota; Fungi; Ascomycota; Saccharomycetes; Saccharomycetales; Saccharomycetaceae
Gene: YPD1
Product: Ypd1p
Exons: 1
Coding region: 1-453 (150 amino acids)
Biological process (GO): phosphorylation; phosphorelay signal transduction system
Cellular component (GO): nucleus; cytoplasm
Molecular function (GO): histidine phosphotransfer kinase activity; protein histidine kinase binding
Source: RefSeq, a predicted model, not a curated record